AUUUGAGCAAAUCUAAGAAAAAAGGCCUAUUUGGGGGAAAGACAUUUUUGCAAGUGAAAAUUUUGGGCACAUUGAAGCGAUUGGCUGGUGUGAAGUGUCACUUGAAAACAUAAACAAACCUUUCGCUUCACUUAUUUUUUCUUCAUUUCAAACGAUAAACCUUCUUUUACUUUCUUCUCAUUCGCUUUACGCCAAUAUAAAAAUACGCUUUUAUUUCAUCCGAGUAACUGAUACUUUUGCUAGUGCACUUUUUACUGUCAUUCUAAAUUGAGUGAAAGUCUAAUUUCCCCAACUGCAUUUCUGGGACGCUAUCAACACUCGGAGGUUGUAAAGGUGACUUUCUUUACUGCUACUGCAUAGUUGCACCUUAAAUAACAAGUCGAAUUCGGCACACAUCAGUACAAGUGCAGCAUUACUAUGAGCAACAGCGACUAUUUGGAUACCCUCCGCAGGUUUGAGCUGGAGCACCAGUACCCUUGCCUCUACGGAAGCGGAAUCACCUCGCUCGAUCGAUUGGUGCAGCUGGACCCGUCAAGGGUGCAUACGCUUGGAAUCAAUGGCAGAGACGACCUCGAAAACCUCAAGGCACUGAUCCUGGAACUCAGAGCGAGCAUGGACAUGGGUGACGACUCUCAUUACGAAGAAGAGCAGCCGACCAGAUCCUCGGGCUACCAGCGCAGACGCACCGAGUUUGUAGGGUUUACUGACAGCGACGAAGAGCCUAGCACCAUGAGGGGCCGCGAUGCCGGCCAUGACCGCGCGGGCGUUUCUACUAGACCAGGUGGGCAGACACGUGUGCCCACGAGACGACCAUCGAGCAUUUACAACUCUAACGGCCCAAACAGCGGGACUCCGCGCUCAAGUGCCCCUAGCAACUCAUUCUCACCGCCGCCGGUGCAGGCUGGGCACCAUGGCUCCUCGGGACAGACCUUUGGCGAGCCCAGGACCAUCGGAAGGCAGGGCUUGUCGGCAAAUGGCAACACGACCCCGUCAGUAAUCAACCGGCGGCAGACGCUUGCCCCCAUGUCGUCGACGCAAGGAUUCGGAUUUGCACGCGCCAACGAUAACGCGCUGGCUUCGAACAGCAUGCUGGGCAACGAUUUUGGAUCUAGCGUAAACAAAGCGGGUCCUGCGGCCACUGCCCACCGCUCGCGCACAGUUAGCGCCAGACCCGGGACGGCAAACCCCAGAGGUACGCGCCCAAACGCAGCCAGCGUCAAUGGCAUUCUCGAGAGGUCCAACAACUUUGCGCAGGCACAGCGGCUCGCCGAAAAUCCUGAUGAUGACCUGGAGCACGUAGUUCGCAAGACCGGCCAGAGUGGGCUAGUCAACACAUACGGCAUCCCCACGCGCCCUUCGACCGCGCAUGCCAGGCGGCCUGCCAAUGAACGCCGGAGCCUGGCGCCGAGCUCAACAAAUGGGCCGUUGCUGCGACCCAAGGUUCCGAAUCGCGGGUCUAAGGAUGACGGCGCAGGCGGUGGAUCGGGUUCAAAGGAGGGGCUGUCAAAUCUGAACGACAAGAUCCGAGUGUGCGUGCGCAAGCGCCCGCUGAACAGGAAGGAGCGGGAAAAGAGCGAGAAGGAUAUUGUCAUUACCAACGGGUGUCGGUCGCUGUCCGUAAUGGAGCCUAAAACCAAGGUCGACAUGACAAAGUACAUCGAGGAGAGCAGGUUCCUGUUUGACGAGGUCUUUGACGAGAAUUCUGAUAACACCCAAGUGUACGAGCGUACGGCCAAGCCGCUUGUUGAGUAUAUCUUUACUGGCGGGAACGCCACAUGCUUUGCGUACGGCCAAACGGGAAGUGGCAAGACCUAUACGAUGAUGGAUGUGCAGAACGGCCUGUACAUACAGGCUGCCGAUGACAUAUUCAGAAUCAUGCAGCGCCCAGAGAACCGCCACUUGCAGGUUUUUAUGCUGUUCUACGAGAUCUACAUGUCCAACCUGUACGAUCUGCUCAACGAGCGUCGCAAGAUCUUUGCGCGCGAGGAUGGCAACCAGACCGUCUGCAUUCAGGGCGUGCGUGAGGUGCUUAUUCAGUCGCCGGCUGAUCUCAUGAGCGUCUUUGACUUUGGAAACAAUUGUCGCAGCACCGGGUCGACUGGCGCCAACUCAGACUCGUCGCGCUCACAUGCUAUUCUGCAGAUCGUUCUGAAGGACACUACGCGCAAGGGUGCGAUCAAGGGCAAGCUCAACUUUAUCGAUUUGGCGGGUAAUGAGCGCGGCGCAGAUCGCGGCGACAAGGCUGACAAGCAGACGAUCAUGGAAGGCUCCGAAAUCAACAAGAGUCUGCUGGCCCUGAAGGAGUGCAUCCGGGCGCUGGAUCUCGGCAAGAAACACCAGCCUUUCCGCCAGAGCAAGCUGACACAGGUUCUCAAGGAUUCGUUUAUUGGAAACUCACGUGCGUGCAUGAUUGCGACUAUUUCGCCCAACUCGUCUAACUCAGAGAAUACCCUUAACACGCUGCGUUACUCUGACCGCGUCAAGACGAUGAAGUCUGCGGGCACUGCGGGAGACAGCACGCAGGCGGCCAACGACGGUGCGCGGGACGCAGAUGAUUACUACUCGACCGAGGUUGAUGCCGACUACGAGGAUGACUCGGCGAAUCGCGCCUACGACGAGUCCCUGGACGCCAGCUACGGAAUACAGGGCGCGGGUCAUGGAUAUCCGGACAGCUCGCAAAGUGUUUUUAGGGAGGAGGACGAGUAUGCUGAUGACAUGGGCAUUGACGAAGAUGACGAGUUUGCUUCAGUGGCGACAACGUACCACCAGCGCCGCCAGCAGCAGCAGCAACCGCAGCCGCAACCGCAACCACAGCAAAACACGGGGCGUGCGUAUGAGCAUGCCCGCCGUCCCUCGUUUGACGAUCGCUCGGACUACGACAUCAGUAACGAGACCCCGGCUAUUGUUGACGAACAACCUGCAUUUUUGGACGAAGCCCGCCACGCGCUGCGCUCGCCCCGGGCCUAUGGGUCGCCCGCGGCAAAGAGCUUUGUCACAUCGCGUAUGGCAAUGUCACCGCCAACCAUGCGCCAGCAGAUGCCGCCGUCCAAACUGUCGGGUACGCUUGUCCGCAACAAGAAGAGCGUGGCUGAUACCCAGGCUCUGCAGCAGCAGCAACAACAGUUGCAGCAUCGCUCUUCAUUCGAGGACGACGACGGCGGCAUUUUUGAUAGCGACGCUGGGAGACGCACGAAUCACACGAGUUCGCGCCGACUGGUUGGACCGCCGUCUGGAGGCAGCCUUGCUGGCGCUGGGGCUGUUGGGCGUGGAAUGAGACCGCCGGCAAUGUCGCGCAGCAACAGCGUUAGCCAAGACCCGCUAGUUUCUGAUAGAGACUCAGGGUUUAUUCAGGUACAGGCGCGGCAGCAGGUGCUCCGAAGCAACACGCACAGCAAUGGCACCAUAGCGAGUGCUGACGCGUACUCGGCACCUGUGACCUCGACGCCAUCGCCGUAUGCAUCUGCGAUCAGCAUACAUUCGGACGACAAUAUGCCCAAGGAGAGGAAGGGCGGCAUGACCAGCAACAGAAACAGCUACCAUGGGGGCAGCGAGGACGCAGUCAUGGCCGAGCCCUCUGAGAACGGCGAUGCGUCUGGCGAUGGGUUUGGCGGGCUGCGCAUUGCCGAUGUCGAGGCAUUCGUGAACCAGCACCGGGCAGAGAUCCGGGUUACUACAGAGGCGGUCAAGGAGGAGACAAUGCUGAUUGCGGCGUACGCUGGAUUCACGCAGGCGCACUUGGUGCAGCAGACGAGGAGCAAGGCCGAGGGCACGGCUGUGCGCCCGAACAACUGGCAGCAGCAGUUGCAGCCGCAGAACCUGACUGACAAGUACUUUUUAGAUGUCAAUACUGGCUCCGUGACGCGUUUGGCCGACGGAUUGCGGUUUGAUUCAGUGGAGCAGGCCAAGAUGCACGAGGCCAUGGAGUAUCUGGAGAAACUCGAUGAGGUGCUGGCCAAGAAGCAGCAGUAUGUGGUUGACCUGCGCGCGGCUAUCCGCAAGCUGGUGUGGAGCUCGGCCGAUAUUCCAAACUAAAUGUCUCUUAAAGACUUCUUUUUUAAUUUUUUAAUUUUGUUAUCCUUGUUUUUUUAUUUUACAUCUAUAAAUCCUUUUCGGGCAUUCGGGCUGUUUUACUUUGCCAUGCCCAGUUUCCGCAUAUCGGUGCAAAGCAAAGAACGUUCUCUAGUUGUGCAUACUUAUUGUAGUCACUGUAUCGGGGGAAAAUGAGCAUGUGAGCAUUUAUUAAUUUGUGGCAGCAGUAUGUAGAAAGUGAUAUGUUUGCUCACUUGCACUGACACGUGAAGGAAUAGGGAAGAGAACAGGGAGCAAUAGCAUGGCACAUAAUGCAAAUUCAGGAUGGUUUUUUAAAAGGAUGUUUAUUUUUUCACAUGCCUCCUCUUG
Messenger RNA from Kickxella alabastrina, 4398 nucleotides. RefSeq lists its product as uncharacterized. Gene Ontology annotation, biological process: microtubule-based movement. The transcript has 3 exons. Gene Ontology annotation, molecular function: ATP binding; microtubule motor activity; microtubule binding. The coding region runs from base 418 to 4032 and encodes 1204 amino acids. NCBI's taxonomy places the organism in Eukaryota, Fungi, Kickxellomycota, Kickxellomycetes, Kickxellales, Kickxellaceae. The record is from RefSeq and is a predicted model, not a curated record.